Didymella exigua CBS 183.55 is the source of this 1279-nucleotide messenger RNA. RefSeq names its product NAD(P)-binding protein. The record is from RefSeq and is a predicted model, not a curated record. Gene Ontology annotation, molecular function: oxidoreductase activity. The transcript is spliced from 3 exons. NCBI's taxonomy places the organism in Eukaryota, Fungi, Ascomycota, Dothideomycetes, Pleosporales, Didymellaceae. The coding region runs from base 347 to 1150 and encodes 267 amino acids.
CUCGUCUGUGCGGAGCCUACCAUACGGACUGACGAGCGGCGCAGGUACGAGCUGUUUCAGUCCAGGACCCUCAACACUCGGACUUGAUAUCUUCUCCGACACGGAGACCAUGGUCGAGCUGUGUGUUGAACGCAAAGGCCGACGGCUGCCAGAUGUCACGACAAAGCACACGCGGAGUGCCGCUGGAGUUCCGAAUAGAAGAGAAGUAUAUAGCCUUACUCUUCAUACUCAGAAUAUAUCAUCAUCAGCUUUCAAAUCUUACUAACUACAACAUCUACAUAACAACCUUCAAAAGGUUCCCCUCAUCACCACCCUUCAACUAACAACUCCAAACACCAAACUCAAAAUGUCUGCUGCUCCUGCUAGCUGGUCCCUCGAGGGAAAGGUCGCGGUCGUCACUGGCUCUGGCCGUGGUAUUGGCAAGGCAAUGGCCAUUGAGCUCGGCAAGCGCGGUGCUAAGGUCGCGGUCAACUACGCCAACGCUGUCGAGGGUGCUGAGGCAGUCGUCAAGGAGAUCAAGGCUCUUGGGAAUGGUGCUGAUGCUCAUGCCUUCAAGGCCAACGUCAGCAACGUCGAGGAGACCUCCAAGUUGAUGGACGAUGUUGUUGCUCACUUCGGCCGCCUCGAUAUCUGCUGCUCCAACUCUGGUGUCGUCUCCUUCGGUCACUUUGCCGAUGUCGAGCCUGAGGAGUUUGAUCGCGUCUUCAACAUCAACACCCGUGGUCAGUUCUUCGUCGCCAAGGAGGCGUACAAGAGGAUGGAAGUUGGUGGCCGCAUCAUCCUUAUGGGAUCCAUCACUGGCCAGGCCAAAGGUGUACCCAAGCACGCCAUCUACUCUGGCUCCAAGGGUGCCAUCGAGACUUUCACCAGGUGCAUGGCUAUCGAUGCUGGUGAGAAGAAGAUCACAGUCAACUGCGUUGCGCCCGGUGGCAUCAAGACUGAUAUGUACCACGCUGUGUGCCGCGAGUACAUUCCCGGAGGCGAGAAGCUCAGCGACGACCAGGUCGAUGAGUAUGCCUGCACAUGGUCUCCCCACAAUCGUGUCGGUCAGCCCAUCGAUAUUGCCCGCGUCGUCUGCUUCCUCGCGUCGCAGGACGGUGACUGGGUUAACGGAAAGGUCAUCGGCAUCGAUGGCGCUGCUUGCAUGUAAGCGGUUGCGUAUGAGCCUGGAAUUUCUAUUUAGCCUCUUGUUACGAAUUAUGGUCUGGCAUUAAAACAUGACCUGGCGUUGCCUUCCUGAAAAAGGAGAAGAAGUAAUGGAAUUACUGAGCACUUAAAA